UUCAGUAAAGCACACAAAUGUAAUGUAAUCUGCCUCAGUAAAUGUGUAUUAUGUAAUUCGUUAAGUUGUAUUCAGAUAGGUAUAUAAUUUUGUGGGCAUGUGAUGACUACAACUCAAUGUGUACUGAUGCUGGUCAAAACCAAGGGGUUAAACUUUUCAGAUUAUAUCUGGUAGCAAUUGUUAAGUGGUUCCCCCCAAAUAUCUUCACCCUGAGGAUUUUUAGUUGGAUUCUAGGUAAUCAAUCUUUUAGCGAAUGAUAAGUUAAUAUGUGGUUGUAGAAAUAUCACAUUUUCAAACUCUGUAAUUUUGUCUGCAGCCGAGUCUGCAGAUGAAUGGAGGGGUUCAACUAUUCCAGAGUAUCUGAAUUCGUGUUACUUGGACUUACUGAUUCACCUGAACUCCAGAUACUCUUCUUUGUGUUUUCUGUCUUCUAUUUAAUGACCACGUUGGGCAACUGCCUGAUUUUGCUCACUGUCCUAUCCACCUCACACCUUCACUCUCCCAUGUACUUCCUGCUCAGCAACCUGUCUCUCAUUGACAUGUGCCUGUCCUCCUUUGCCACACCAAAGAUGAUUAUGGACUUUUUUGCUCAGCGUAAGACCAUCUCUUUCGAAGGCUGCAUUUCUCAGAUCUUUUUUUUGCACCUCUUCACCGGGACUGAGAUUGUGCUGCUGAUCUCCAUGUCUUUUGACAGGUAUAUUGCCAUAUGUAAACCUCUCCAUUAUUCGACAAUUAUGAGCCGAAGAGUGUGUGUUGAGCUUGUGCUAGUUUCUUGGACAGUGGGCUUUCUGCAUACAAUGAGCCAAUUAGCUUUUACCCUCUAUUUGCCCUUCUGUGGUCCCAACGUUGUAGACAGUUUUUUCUGUGAUCUUCCUUUGGUCAUCCAGCUAGCUUGUAUAGAUAUUUAUGUUCUUGGGAUCUUCAUGAUUUCAACCAGUGGUGUGAUUGCUCUUAUAAGUUUUCUGCUUUUGCUCACCUCCUACAUCAUUGUUCUUAUUACUGUCAGGGACUACUCGUCCACAGGAUCCGCCAAAGCUCUUUCUACUUGUACAGCACAUUUUAUUGUUGUGUUAAUGUUCUUUGGGCCCUGUAUUUUCAUUUAUGUGUGGCCUUCCACAAACUUCCUGGUAGACAAAAUUCUCUCUGUUUUCUAUACCAUCUUCACUCCCUUUCUGAAUCCACUUAUCUAUACUUUGAGAAACCAGGAAGUGAAGACAGCGAUGAAGAAGAAACUGAAUACCCAAUAUUUCAGUCUUGGGAAAACUGUUCCAUGAUACUACGUACAGUGAAUAGAGAUCUCCUUUGUGAGAUAUAUUAACAGUUAUGUUCUUGGAGCAAUCAAAAAAUUAAAGUUAGAAUUUACCUUUCAAAUUAUUUAGUUUAAAUUUAUGAAAAGAAGUCAGGGAUAAGAAAUGUGUGACAUCUUGAUGAAAAGUUAGCGCAGUGUUUACAAGGCUUUUGAGUUAUAGGUCUACUUGAUAAUCUGGUGAAAUGUAAAGGUUAUCUUCGUAGAAAAAUGAACAUAUCAUCAAAAUUUUGUGAAUAUAAAUUCAGGACUUCAUAGACCUCUGGAUCCUACAAACAUACCUCAGAUUAAGACAACUUAGAGAAGCAUGAGAUAAAAUAUGAUUCUCCUGUUUUCUAAUCCAGAACAUUCAUAUUCUGCACAGCCUUGUGGUACUCUGAUGGUGUUUAGAUUAAUUUAGAACUAUAAUUAGCAGUGUAGGACAAAACAGGUUUUUUUAAAAAAAUAACACUGGGAAUAGUUUUAUGGGAAAAUUUAUACUGUGAAGAGAUUCUUUUAGGUAAUGUUCAACAAUCUCGAUUUAAGGGGUUCAGUUAUUUGAGUUCUGUGUCAACUUUGAAAAUAAGAGAACAGUUCGAAGAAUCAGAAAUUUAGCAAUACAGUUUCUUAACAGGUGUUUGUAUCACUAUCACACUUCAUAAUUAAUAUAGCAAAUAAUCAAAUAAUAAUUUGUAAAGUUUAAAUCAUAGCAAACUACCCAAAUCUGACUGGUUUUCAAAACCUGGCUGAAAAUUAUAGAUAUGAUGAAUUUAUUUACAAUGUUUGGGGAAAAUAUUAGCUAUUAAAUUAAUGAUAACUUUUUCAUUUCCAAAAUAAAAUUUUGCAGCAUAUUAUUAGUCUUAGAAGAAGCUUUGUGUCUAAUUUUCAACAUAAUAUAACCUGUGGAAAG
Molecule: messenger RNA, 2195 nt
Organism: Macaca mulatta (Rhesus monkey)
Lineage: Eukaryota; Metazoa; Chordata; Mammalia; Primates; Cercopithecidae
Product: olfactory receptor 4K2-like
Biological process (GO): G protein-coupled receptor signaling pathway
Cellular component (GO): membrane
Molecular function (GO): G protein-coupled receptor activity; olfactory receptor activity
Source: RefSeq, a predicted model, not a curated record